Patella vulgata (common limpet) is the source of this 1686-nucleotide messenger RNA. RefSeq lists its product as uncharacterized. The transcript is spliced from 9 exons. The coding region runs from base 333 to 1430 and encodes 365 amino acids. Gene Ontology annotation, biological process: interstrand cross-link repair. The record is from RefSeq and is a predicted model, not a curated record. Gene Ontology annotation, cellular component: Fanconi anaemia nuclear complex. NCBI's taxonomy places the organism in Eukaryota, Metazoa, Mollusca, Gastropoda, Patellidae.
AAGAAAUGUUGAUUUUUGUUGUUGUUUUGCGUUUAUAUUUUGUAUUACAUGUAGCUUAGAUAACAAACCUCAUCUCUCAUCCAAGCACAUUAGUAUCUCAACUCUUUUAGCUACGUUUUCGUAGCUACAUGUAGCUGUGUGUUAUUUAUCACACAUUUGCUACGACCUCUAAUUAGUCUAAUCUACAAUCCAACUAGAAAUUGAAGAAAGGAAAGAUCUGCACAAAACACGUAACUGAAAAAGUUCGGGUUAUACCUUAGAAAAGGUGGCACAAGUGUCUUGUGAUGUUCUGGGGAUGUAAUAAUUAACAUGAACAUCUUCAUGUUUUUAUCAUGUCCCUGGAAACUGUUUUAAAAAAUGUCUACACAUUUGCCCAGAUAGUCAGCCAGGCAUCAAGUAAUUCAGUCAGUCAGUGGGAUGAAAAAUCAUUCAAAAAUGCGUUUAACUGGGCAGCUUAUUGUGAACAGGUUUAUGAACAUGUUGAAGAUAAACCAUUUAAAGUGAAUUUUGACGAACAGAUACAGGAAAUUACAUCGUUAUUAUCACCGCCAUCUUGUGUGUGUUUAAAUCUAGAAAGUUUAAAAACAGCAUCAGACAUUUUACAAGAGAGACUGUUACUGAAUCCUUAUUUAAAGUUAGAAAUAUUUGAUAGACUUGUUAUUGGUAAUGGUGGUACAAGUUUCACAUCAGAUCAUAUCUCACAGAAGAUCCAUGGUUUGGUAUCUUUAAUCAGUUCAGCUAAAUUAUCGCGUAAUUUACUAGAAGAGAUAGAAGAAGAUAAAACGUGCAUACAUCCACAUCAAAUACCAGCACAAUCCAAGAUCUUAUUUCAACAUUUUAUAGAACAGUUUACAACUAUCCCCAAAAUAGACAGAUUUUGUAGUUACAUUAAAUCUGUGUUAAAUAGAAUAGCUGAUAUAUCAGGUGGUAUGGUUAUAAUAUUAUGUCUUGUAGCAGUAUACCAAGAGAAUAAAAGUGAUUGUGAAGAUGGCUGUGAUAAAAUAAAUCAGACUGUAUUAUCGUGGAUAGAAACAAUCGCAAAUAUUAAACCUCAGAAGAUUUUAUCCAUAGAGAAAGGAAUAUUAUGUGAAAUAUCCGCUGGUAGUAGCGAGUUUUUAAAUUUAUAUAUGCAGAUACUAGUAGAAUGGGCGAAGCUGAUGAAACCACGAUCUGGUGGACUACUUUCUACUAAAUCAUAUCGCUGGAGUGCUGUGAAAGAAUGUAAACUUGGCAGCUAUGAGAAUCUUCUAGAACAUUUUUCAUUCCUUUCAUCAUCGCAACGUUAUUUUGAAAACAUGGUUUCCGAUGGUUUGAACAAAUUAAAAGGUUCGGACAUGUUCAGUAUAUGGUCAGAUAUUCUAGAAGAAAUAAAAAAAAAAUAUAUGAUAGGCCUAAAAAACAUAACAGGCCUAAAAUAUAAACCACUCUAAUUUUGGCCUUAUCUUAUUUCAAAUUCCAACUGCGAAGGGUUCUUUUUGCCCCAUCCGAACGACUAUACAUUGUCACUUGAAUGACUCAUCGUCUUUAACCUAUAGAUCUAUAUAUAAUAUAGUGGUACUUAUUGUGAAUAAUAAGUAGAUAUUUUAUGAUAUAAUUCUGUUAAAUUUGUUAAUGAAUUUGUUAAAUUUUUGGUUAUUUUUAUAUAGAUAUAAUAUUGUUUUUCUUAAAAUAAAAUAAAAUAUUUAA